AUGUCAUUACGAGAAGCUGGUUCAACACGUGUGAAGCAGCUGGAACAAUGUUAUUUGAAUGUGUCGCGUGGUGAAGACGUUCUUUCAAUAGAAUCUUUACUAGAUGCCUUGAUAUGUUUGUUUGAUGAAUGCUGUAGUUCAACAUUACGUAAGGAGAAAAACAUUGCUGAUUUUGUUGAAUAUGUAAAGCCAGUAGUGGUGAAAGCUAAAGCAUUACGAUUAUGCCGUGAAGAUUUUGAAGUUCUUAAAGUUAUUGGACGUGGUGCCUUUGGGGAAGUGGCAGUAGUACGAAUGCGCAAUACUGAAAGGGUAUUUGCAAUGAAAAUAUUGAAUAAAUGGGAGAUGUUAAAACGAGCUGAGACAGCAUGUUUUCGAGAGGAACGUGAUGUCUUGGUUUACGGAGAUCGUCGUUGGAUAACUAGUUUACAUUAUGCCUUUCAAGAUGAACGCAAUUUGUACCUAAUAAUGGAUUACUAUGUGGGUGGUGACUUGUUAACAUUGCUGUCGAAGUUUGAAGUACGAAUACCUGAAGAUAUGGCUAGAUUUUACAUUGCUGAAAUGGUACUUGCGAUUGAUUCAGUUCAUCGAUUAGGAUAUGUGCACAGAGAUAUUAAGCCAGACAAUGUUCUGUUAGAUAUCAAUGGCCAUAUUCGAUUAGCUGAUUUUGGAAGUUGUCUCAAAUUGCUUCCUGAUGGGACAGUACAUUCUAACGUAGCGGUUGGUACGCCUGAUUACAUAUCACCUGAAAUAUUACGAGCCAUGGAAGAUGGUCGCGGACGAUAUGGAGCUGAGUGUGAUUGGUGGUCGCUUGGAAUAUGCAUGUACGAAAUGUUGUAUGGGGUUGCUCCAUUUUAUGCUGAAAGUUUAGUGGAAACAUACGGGAAAAUUAUGAGCCAUCAGGAAAUGUUAGAUUUUCCGGAUGAUAUUGAUAUUUCGGAAGAAGCGAAAGAUUUAAUGAAGCGAUUGAUUUGUCCACGAGAAACUCGUCUUGGCCAAAACGGCUUGGUAGAUUUCGCAUCGCAUCCAUUUUUUGAUGGCAUUGAUUGGGAAGCUGUUCGAGAAAUGGACACGCCAUAUCGUCCAGAAGUGUCAAGUCCAACAGACACGUCAAAUUUUGAUGUGGAAGCGUGCUCUCCAGAUUUCACACCUUGUGAUACAAAACCGCCGAAUGUUACCGCUCCUUUCACUGGACAUCAUCUACCAUUUAUAGGAUUUACUUAUACUCAUGACAGCAUGUUGUCAGACUGCAAAAGUUUAUCGCUGACAGGGCUAGAUUCAAGUGCUGACUCACUUCCAGCUUUAACAGCUGAAGCGUAUGAAAGAAGAAUUCAAAGGUUGGAGCAGGAGAAAAUUGAACUUUCACGAAAAUUUCAAGAAGCAAGUCGUUUAAUACAAACUCGUUUUCAUGGGUCAGCUCCCGAUGGUGAUAUAGCAUAUGAGUCAGUGAAUUAUGAGCAAACUAUUGCUCAGUUAAAAGAUGAAGUUCAGAUUCUGAAAAAGCGUUUGGCGGAAGAAAACAGUGCAUCAUUAAGGCCUGUUAAGGAAUCAAAUCAAGAAGAACUAGAAAAAAAAAUAAAGGAAUUGAAAGAAAAAAAUCGGCAAUUAAUUUUAGAUAAGCAAGAUUUGCAGCGGGAUUUGGAAGAAACAUCCGAAAGACUAACGAUACAGACGCGAGAGUUAAAAGAGGCAGUGAAGCAUCGAGACUUGGCUAAACAAGAUUACGAUGAAUUGAACACGGCAUUAUUGGAUGAACGAGAUAAGCUAAAACGGUCUGAAAAGAUAGCUAAAGAAUAUGAAUCAGAAAUUUCGCAGUUACAACAAAAGCUUGGUUUAUUCAGGUUGGAACUCCGAAAACUUGAAAAUAUUCGAAAAGAAGCAGAGGCAACAGCAGAACGUACUCAGCAAGAUCUAGCAAGUGAACGUUUACUACGUGAGACGUUGCAAACAAAGCUAGCAUCACAAGAAUCAAAAACUGAAAGUGAAGAAGUAGAACGUUUAACAUACGAACUACAAAAAGUGAAUGUACGUUACGCUGAAAUGGUUGAAUCGGAAGAGAAGAAACGGCAGCAGACUGUGGAUUAUUGGCAGUCACGGGUAACGGACUUGCAAAAUGGUUUAGAUCAGCAACAAAAGGAACUGACGAAAAUGAAAGAACGCCACGAAGAGGAAAGAGCAGAUUGGCGUAUGAAACAUGAUGAACAGAUAGUUAACAUUGAGAAUCUUUAUGAAAGAAGGUUGAAAUUGCUGGAAGAAGAGAAUUGUCGAUUAGGUGUUGAGAACGAAGAAUUUAGAAAUGAUAUCAAUAAAUUGCAAGCAGAAAUCAAAUCAAGAGUUGCGACAUCAUUUUCACUCCCAAAUGCAUCUGGUCUAACCGAAAGUCAACUUCAGGAGCUGUUGCAGUGGGUUAGUGAUGAAAAGGAUGCCAGAGACUCGCUUCAGAAUUUGGCGACGCGUUUACAUGGAGAUGUGGAAUCUCUAAAAAUGCAGCAGUCAUCAUCUACGAAUAAUUUGUCGCCUUAUUCUAAUGAUAAAGGGAACAAUAUCAGAACGAAACUAAAACUCAUAUCCGUGGUUUCAGGAUUUUCAACCGAUAGAGCUGGAGGUUGGGGAUCGCGACGUGUAAAUAAACAGACAAAGAUUGAACUUUUAGAAGCACAGCAAGCUUUGCAGUCUGAGAUACGAGCAAAGCAACAGCUUCUUGAGGAGCUUAAAAAGAUUCGUUGUGCUUAUUUAGCUACUAAGCAGCGAUUAGAUGAGUCUGAUAAGCAGGUUUCUGAACAAAACCGUAAAAUUGAACGCUUGACGGAAGAAAAAGAGCAGUUGUCGCGUAUUUUGGCUGGGCAUUCGGAUUAUCCAGAGGAAAGCAGUUCAUUUUUCAAUGUCGUUGGUGAAAUAAGUACUGAUAGGUUGUCGUCAGUUCGAAAUAUCUCAACUUCAUAUUUUGAUAAUUCUACUUUGGCCGUAAAUGGAAAUGAUUAUGAAAUUUCAAAUAGUUCGAUGAGACGAUGUCAUCAGAUAAAGCAUCAUCAGCAGCAGUCAUUUGACAAUAGCGGAAGCUCACCGAUGUUAGUUCCCACAUAUGAAAAUACACGAGUUCUUACGCCAACACCCAGUGCUGCUUCAACGUUAGUUAUAGGCACACAAGGACGAGGAGCCAGUCCGAAAGUCAUUCAAACGUUGAACAAUGCAUUAAAUGGCAAGGGUCACCGUUUUUCACAUAUACACUUGCAAACUCCAUCUAAAUGUGCUUACUGUACAUCUAUCUUGAUUGGCCUUGAUCGACAGGGAUUAUUCUGUCAAGAUUGUCAAUAUGCUUGUCAUGUUGCUUGCUUACCGAAGGUACCUUUAGUUUGUCCAGUCCCACCUGAAGCAAGAAGGCCAUUAGGAUUAGUAAAGACACCAAAGCCAUCUGGUGUCAAAAGAGGCUGGCAGCCUACUUACGUCGUUGUAUGUGAUUUCAAGUUGUAUCUUUAUGACUGUAACACUGAUAAGCAUGGAAAAGCAAUUGAUAUUCAUCCAGUAAUUAGACAGGUUUUGGAUAUGCGUGAUACCGAUUUUACGGUAACAGGUGUUACAGAAACCGAUGUGAUUCAUGCAUCAAAGUCAGACCUACCAAAAAUAUUUCGUAUAACGACCAGCCAAAUCCACGGUGUAUUACCAACAUCAGGAAUCAAUACAACGGGAUCAACAUCAAGUAGUGGUAGUGCUUCAUCAGAUGGACCUGUUUCCCGUCAGUAUACCCUUCUAAUGGCAGAUAACCAUGAAGAAAAAACGAAGUGGGUCAUUGCGCUAAAUGAAUUAAAAAGUCUGCUGCGUCGUACAAAACUUGCUGAUAAAAGUGCCUUUGUAGUAAAGGAAGUAUUUGAUUCGAUAACAUUUCGCGAACUGCGUAACGCUCAGUGUGCUGCAAUUAUAGACAAGAAUAGAAUUGUAAUGGGGUUCGCAGAUCAUGGUUUAUUCGCUAUCGAUCUGGAUCGUGAGUCUAUAACACUGGUCGGUGGUGAAAAAGAAAAUAACAGACGAACAGUAGAACGAGUGGAAUAUAAUGCUGAAGAACAGUUGCUAGUAGUAAUGGUUGGUCCCCAAAAGGAUCGUCAUAUUCGUUUGAUACCUAUGGCUGCUCUCGAUGGUCGAGAUUUGAAGUGGAUCAAAGUACCGGAAACUAAAGGGUGUCAUUUGAUGACAAUAGGUGCAGGUUCCUCGAGCGAUCCAUGUCAUUAUUUCUGUGUGGCUAUUAAAAAAACAGUUCUCGUUUUUCAAGUUGAUCGCAGUGAGAAACGACAUCGAAAAGUUAGAGAAUUGGCUAUGCCAGGACAGCCUCAAACUAUGAGAGUGAUGCGGGGUAAAUUAUGCGUUGGUUAUCCUUCAGGUUUUAGGAUGUGGGAUCUCGUCGACAACGCUACUACUGCUCUGGUAAAUUUCGAAGAUUCGUCACUUCAGUUUCUAAAUCAAACAUUAUAUGAUGCUCACUUAAUUAUCAAUGUCAGCGGGUAUGAACAGAAAGAAUUCCUUUUAAUAUUCUCUCGACUUGGAGUUUAUGUCGAUGCACAAGGUCGUCGAUGUCGUUCACAGGAGUUGAUGUUUCCGGCGGAAGCAUCGCAGGGUGGCUUUGUAUGCAUAAUGCCUCAUUUAUGUGUGUAUUCAGUCAAUGAAAUUGAUAUUUUCAAUGUGAAUAGCGCUGAAUGGGUGCAAACGAUUAAUUUAAAUAAGGCAUUCCCGUUAACGAGUAACGGAUUACUUACAAUGUGUAUGGUAAACGAUAUGCCAUAUGUCGUGCUGCUUUCAGAUGUGCUUUCAGAUGAGGAUGCUGUUAGUAUUCCAGUAUGGACAUCUUCUGUCGUCUCUAAUUCAUCCUCACUUUCCCUAAAGGGUAUCGUCGCAAAACGUAGACGAAAGUUUUCGAUACGUACACCACGAGAUGAUGAUCGUCAUGGAAGGAUUGGGGAUCGGCGUAGUCAGUUGCCGAUCAGUGGUCCGUCUGAUUUUGUUCAUAUUGUUCACAUGGGACCCGGGGCAGGACUUGAACUUCAAAAUCUGAUGGAUCUGAAACAAUUAAGUGCGACUCACACGCAAAGCAGUGCAUCUGUUGGAAUUGGUGCAGCUGAUAAAGUACGACAGCUUAUUAAUCCUAUUAUGCGCUCAAGUAGUACCACUACCACUAAUUUGCACAGUAUGCAAACAUUAAGUAAUGUAUGUCGGCGAGAUUUUGAAUUGAUGCAGUCCAAAACUCGUCCUCUAAGUUCACACAGCAAAAGCUCUGAUGGUUCUUCAUUAGGACGUGAUGGUUUGCUUAGUGGAACACAAUUAACAAGUCAAGAAAAUUCAUCUUCCGAACAACCUGGUCCAACACGACGUCCUGUGAGAGCUAAUUCACAAACAACAACAACGAGUCAGGUUUCAACAGAAAACCGAAAUGAAAUAGCUCGUAUGUAG
Molecule: messenger RNA, 5433 nt
Organism: Thelazia callipaeda (thelaziosis nematode)
Lineage: Eukaryota; Metazoa; Nematoda; Chromadorea; Rhabditida; Thelaziidae
Source: the annotation of a GenBank genome assembly